Molecule: messenger RNA, 1297 nt
Organism: Blepharisma stoltei
Lineage: Eukaryota; Ciliophora; Heterotrichea; Heterotrichida; Blepharismidae
Source: the annotation of a GenBank genome assembly
AUGGAUUUUUGUGAUACCUCCCGCCCCAUCAGUGUAAAAUGUGAGCAAUGGUAUUCUUUAUACAGCCAACGAGAAUUCAGCUCUUCUACCAUUCUUUUUCACUUGAGAAAACACCACCCUGAAGGUCCACAAUUAUAUACCCCAAGUGAAGUAAAAUGUUCUCGAUGCCACCAAACUGUUAUAGUUUCUUCUUUGCUUAUUCAUUCACAAUUGUGUGAAGAAAGGAAUAAAGACUCUUUAAAUAUAAAAAAUUACAAUGAAUUUUCGCUAUUUUUUUAAAAUUUUUAUAUAGUAAAAUAGAUAAUUAUAAGAGAAUAUCAUUAUUGAAGAAAGUGGAGACGAUUUAAGACAUACAUGCAAAUAUUGCAAAAGGAAGUUUAUGGCUGAGAGGAUUGAGAAACAUCAGCAAGCUUGUGAACUGGCUUCGAGAAAAAGACCGCUAUUUAAUAUGACUAAGCAGAGGCUUCCAAAUGUGUAUGAAUUUACAGAAAGGUCACAUUCAGUUAGUAGAUAUUCUUUAAAACUUCAAUAUCCCAACUCAAAAUGGCAAAAACAGCAUUUAGAAUUGCUGAAAAAUCUGCAGCUUUCAUCAGAAAGUGACUCAACUUAUGAAAACUACAUCACUUGUCCACACUGCAGUCGGAAAUUCGGCCCUAUCCAAGCUGAAAAACAUAUAGAAAAGUGCAAAGAUAUCAUAAACAAGCCUAAGCCGCCUCCAACUGUAUUAAGAAAAAACCGGUUUCCCAGCAUAAAAAAAGACAAAGAAUUAACAAUAAGGACUAAAAGCCUCGGCGCCAAAAACCGAUCUUUUGUUAUCGAAAGCUCAGAGCCUCGAAUCGUGCUUAACGAAACCCUCGAUGUCGAGUCUAUAAGUGCUGUAAACAACCAAGAUAUCUUAUAUACUCCAAAUAUCCACACCUCAUACAGAAUAAAAAGAUUUGACCAAGGCCAUUUGUUCCCUUUAAUCGAGAAUGAUGCUGUUAUUACAAAAUUGUCCUAUCUAGAUGGAAGUGAUACAAGCCAAAAAAUGUUUACACCGAAAGCAAAAACGACUAAACAGAGAACAUAUAAAGAAAGAGAGCUGAAGCCAAGCAGGACGAUAAAGACGCUGGAAAAGCCGGAAUAUUACCCAGGAUCAAGGGACUUAAGCCGCCAUUCUUCUCAUACGCAUUUGGCAAGCAAUCGGUCACAGUCGACGCAAAGGUUAAAAGAGACGACUGCUAUAUGUCAGCAUUGUGAUGCAAAUGUGCCGCUGAGAGCGCGGUAUUGUAUGAUGUGUGGAAGCAUUAGGAUGUAA